This is a messenger RNA of Erythranthe guttata (spotted monkey flower), 1143 nucleotides long. Its product is annotated as Polynucleotidyl transferase, ribonuclease H-like superfamily protein. Gene Ontology annotation, molecular function: 3'-5'-RNA exonuclease activity; nucleic acid binding. The record is from RefSeq and is a predicted model, not a curated record. NCBI's taxonomy places the organism in Eukaryota, Viridiplantae, Streptophyta, Magnoliopsida, Lamiales, Phrymaceae.
CGAGAAAAUAGAAAACUAUCCGUUUUAAACCCUCAAUUUUCCUCUCUCAAUUUCCGCCAUGGCUACUUGGAGGCUCCCGCUUCUCCGCCGCGCUCUUCUUCUCUCAUCUCCGCCAUCACCCUUCUUCAAUUUCUCCACACUCUCCACACCCCUCAAACAAUCCAAAUCGAAACCUUCAUUCGUUGAAUGCUGUUCUCUCUCAACCGAAGAAUCAACAUCCUCCGCCGCCGUCGUCCAAUCAGAAAUCCCCAAAAUGGGUACAAAUUCAAAAUGGAAGCCCAUGUGCUUGUACCACACCCAAGGCAGCUGCACUAUGAUGGAAGAUCCUCUUCACCUUGAUAAAUUCUGCCACAGUUGUUCGGUGGAUUUUGAGGAGAGUGUUCCGGUUUUGAACGAUUCACGGCGGGCUCAAGAGUUCGAUUACUUUCUCGUGCUGGAUUUGGAGGGCAAAGUUGAGAUUUUGGAGUUUCCGGUGCUUUUGUUCGAUGCAAAAACUCUCGAUGUCGUCGAUUUGUUUCACCGGUUUGUAAGGCCUACAAAGAUGAGCGAGAAAAGAAUAAACGAGUACAUCGAGGGGAAGUACGGAGGAUUUGGAGUUGACCGUGUUUGGCACGACACGGCUAUACCGUUUGACGAUGUUAUCGAACAAUUCGAGAGUUGGCUUAGAAAGAAACGAGAUGGAAACAUUAAUUUAUGGAGAGAGGAGGGAGAUGGACAUCUGAAUGAAGCUGCAUUCGUAACUUGUGGAAAUUGGGAUGUGAAGACAAAAAUACCCCAGCAGUGUGAAGUAUCGGGGAUGAAACUACCACCGUAUUUUAUGGAAUGGAUCAACCUCAAGGACAUUUACCUUAACUUCUACAAUAGAAGGGCACCAGGAAUGCUUUCGAUGAUGAGGGAACUUGGGAUUAGACCAUUAGGAAGCCACCAUCUUGGUAUCGACGAUUCAAAAAAUAUUGCUAGAGUUUUGCGGCGUUUAAUUACCGAUGGUGCCCUUAUGCAAAUCACCGCUAAACGAUCCCGUCUUUCUCCUCAUGCUGUUAAGUUUCUCUUUCAAAAUCGUGUUUGAAUAGAAAUUUUUUUUUUUCCGGUGAUUGAAACUAUCAUUUUGUUUAUCUACUAAUUUUUUUUCUUUCUUUCUACUAA